Molecule: messenger RNA, 1110 nt
Organism: Letharia columbiana
Lineage: Eukaryota; Fungi; Ascomycota; Lecanoromycetes; Lecanorales; Parmeliaceae
Exons: 2
Coding region: 1-1110 (369 amino acids)
Molecular function (GO): monooxygenase activity; FAD binding
Source: RefSeq, a predicted model, not a curated record
AUGGCCCCCCUCAACAUCAUCAUCGUCGGCGCAGGCAUCGCCGGCCCCGCCGCAGCCAUCGGGCUCGCAGGCAACGGCCACCGCGUCACCAUCUACGAGCGCUCAACGACCGGCCAAGAAGUCGGCUACGCUUUCAGGAUCACGCCAAACUCCGAUCGCUGUCUGAAGCACCUCGGCAUCGACACCGUCGUCGGUGGCGCCGUGGCGGCCAACAGGGCCCGCAUAUUCAACUCACACGGCGAGCUGAUCAGAGAGGCGAACGAGAAUACAGAUCCGGAGAUGGCAAAGAAGGCCACUUCGGUCUUCGCUUAUCGUCCCCAGCUCGUGAAACAAUUGAUGGACGCUGCGCGCUCAAGCGGCGUCCAAAUCGAGACCGGCGUCAAAGUCACCUCGGUGGAUGUCGACAACACAAGUCUCACGCUCGAUAGCGGGGCGACGGUCUCCGCAGAUCUCAUCAUCGGCGCAGACGGCGUCCACUCCGCGAUUCGCUCCAUCAUCAACAUCGUCUACCCCGUGGACCACGGCAAGCUCUUCAACGUGACUAUAUGCCACCCGGCCCAUUUAUCCGAUAAGGAAGCCGACCAAGAGCAAGACAAUGCGACUGCGACCUCGUACAACCACAAAGUUUCUUUUGAGACCGUUCGCGACGUCCACAAGGGAUGGGACCCGCGCGCUAUCCGGUUGCUGGAACUGGCAGACCCGGAAGGGUUCCGCAUCUGGCAGCUGAUGGAUAUGGAUGAGCUUCCGCGGUGCAGCAGGAAUUAUACCGCGUUGCUGGGGGAUGCGUGUCACCCGGUCCUGCCGCAUAGUUUCUCGGGCGCGUCGAUGGCGAUUGAAGACGCCAUCACGCUUUCUGAGUUUCUCGAGAGGGACGUGGAGAGGAAGGAGAUUCCGGGACUGUUGAAGUUGUGUGAGGACGUGAGAAAGCCGAGAGUGGCGAGGCUGAGGGAGAGGGCGAGGCAGACUGCGGAGGGGACUGGGGUUGAGGGGAGGGCGGAGUACAUGCAGUUCUUGGCCGGGCAUGAUGCGGUGCAAUUUGCGAAGGAGAGGCUGGCGGAGUAUAAGAGGGAGCGGUCGCAGAUGAGGACUGGGAAACAGACGCAGCUUUGA